AUGCCAAUCAACCACGUCAUCAUCUCCGGCGCCGGCCCCUCGGGCCUCCUCCUCGCCCUCCUCCUCGCCCGCCACCCCUCCCCGCAACCCAUCAACAUCACCCUCUUCGACGCCGGCAACGGCUUCGACCCGCGUCCCCGCGCAGCCUACUACGGCCCCGCCUCCGUCCCCGUCCUCGCGCGCGCCGGCGUGCUGCCCGACAUCCGCACCCGCGGCUUCUCGCCCAAGUGGAUGACGUGGAAGAAGCUGUGGGACGCGCAGCGGCACGCGGCCCGGCCCGGCGACGGUGCGGAGCUGCUCGGCCGUAUCGAUCUGGACAGCGGCGAGGGGGAUCGGACGGCUUGUUUGGCGUUGGAUGAGCUGGGGGCGGUGUUGUUGGAGCAUCUUGAGGGGGUGGCGAGCACCAGGGAGGGGAUCAGGGUGGUUUGGGGGGCGAGGGUGUGUGGGGUUGGGGAGGAGGAGGGGGAGAAGGGGGGUAAGGGGAGGGCGUGGGUGGAUGUUGAGGUUGGGGAGGGGGAGAAGGGGAAGAGGACGGAGAGGCAUUAUGCGGAUUAUGUGGUUGGGUGUGAUGGGGCGGGUAGUGCGGUGAGGAGGCUGUUGUUUGGGGAGAAGACGUUCCCGGGAAGGACGUGGGAUGAGCAGAUUGUUGCUGCGAAUGUCUACUACGACUUCACGCGCUGGGGCUACACAGACAUCCAGUUCUUCAUCCACCCGGAGCACUGGCACAUGGUCGCCCGCCUGGCCGGGCCGCCCAAGGAAUACUGGCGCGUGUCGUACGGCGAGCGGUCCGGGCUAAGCCACGAGGAACUGCGCGAGCGAGUGCCGGCCAAGUUCGCCGCCAUGCUGCCGGGUAACCCGCAGCCCGGCGACUACGAGAUCGCCGGCUUCAGCCCUUACCGCGUGCACCAGCGACUGGCGCCCAGCAUGCGCGUCGGCAGGAUCAUGCUGGCCGCCGACGCGGCGCACCUGUGCAACCCUUUCGGCGGCCUCGGACUGACGGGCGGCAUCGUCGACGUGGGCGGGCUGUACGACUGCCUGGCCGGCAUCCACGACGGGCAGGCGGACGAGUCGAUCCUCGACGUCUACAGCGACGUGCGGCGGCGCAUGUGGACCGACGUCAUCGACGGCGUGUCGAGCGACAACAUCCGCCGCCUGUUCGGCCAAGACCCGGACCGCGCGGCCGAGACGGACGACUUCAUCAAGCUGAUCAACGUCGCUGAGAAGGACGACAAAGUGAGGGAUGAGCUGAGGGCGGGCCUCCAUGCGAUCCAGUACGAUUUCAAGCAGCAUUACCGCAACGCGCAAGCUCCUUCUUCCUCUUCACUUCCCGCAGAGAAGGAUGCGACGGAGAUGAGGAACGGUAGCCACGCCAAUGGUUCCGCCGUCGGCAUCGCUGUGACAACGAACUGA
This is a messenger RNA of Lasiodiplodia theobromae, 1410 nucleotides long. Its product is annotated as FAD binding domain containing protein. Gene Ontology annotation, cellular component: mitochondrion. Gene Ontology annotation, biological process: ubiquinone biosynthetic process. The transcript has 5 exons. Gene Ontology annotation, molecular function: FAD binding; oxidoreductase activity. Bases 1 to 1410 code for a protein of 469 amino acids. NCBI's taxonomy places the organism in Eukaryota, Fungi, Ascomycota, Dothideomycetes, Botryosphaeriales, Botryosphaeriaceae. The record is from RefSeq and is a predicted model, not a curated record.